GACCUGCAGCUGUACAUUUACAACAAGUCACGUGGUUUAGAGGAAGACAGUGAGCUGCAGUAUAAAGAGCAGAGAAGAAGACAGUGAGCUCAGUCAGAGGAACAAACAGUUCACAGCCAGCCAGCCAGCCAGCCAGCCAGCCAGCCAGCUGAUCCUCUCCAAACUUUCAGCUGCAGACUUGAUCUCACUGUCUCCAUCAUGGCCACCGCUGACCUGCUGCUGGAGCUGAUGUCCUCCUGGAUCGAUCAGAGGGAGGGCUGUGCAAGGCAGCUGAAGAAACUGGCCGAUGAGCUGGAGUCACUCAGGGAGAAAUGUAACGCCGGUGAAUGUGUUGGCAACUCAGUGUCCGUGGUUGGAGCUGCAUGUCUGCUCGGUGCCGGCGCAGCCACUUUGUUCACCGGCGGAGCAGCUGCUCCAUUUUUAGGUCUGUUAGGAGGAGUGUAUACAGGUGUAGGUGUCACCGUAUCUGUGGUUUCUAAACUCACUGAACACUUUGUAUCCAGUGACACCAUGAAAGAGGCUGAGAAGAUAGAAGCGAAGAGCAACGACAUUGCACAAAGAAUCCAGAAGCAGUUUGAUCAGCUGAAGGCAGAGAUCAAGAAGGUUAGUCCCUCUGCAGAUCCAGAUGAAGUGGACCGAGGCGUCAUGACUGAACUUCUGGGAGCCAUGGCCAGACGAAGUGGACUGAAGAUGGAGAUCGACGUCAGCAUACUUCAUGACAUGUUGCAGCGUUCAGCUUAUCAAGGCAUGAACAUGCAGCUCAACCAAAGCUCCAUGAUCAUAAUGAUAAAUGUAUUUGUCGGUAUUUUAGCAUUUUUCGCAUUUCGAAGCAGCGGGAAAGGUUCUAAACUUUUGAUUGCUGAAGGAACCAAACAAAUGAUCAAACAGAUGUCAACAACUGGAGUUAAAACUGCCUUUAAAGGAGGCGCCAUGGUGGUGGGCGGAGCUGUUGGACUGGCGUUUGCACUUCCUGAGGCGGUUGACAGCUGGAAAGAGGCGAUCAAGAAGAAUCAUGUGACUGAAGCGAGCCAAUCACUGAGAGAUACAGCCGACACCAUUCUAAAGAUGACCAGGAAACUGAGAGAACAGUUUGACAGCAUGAGAGAAAUGCUUCAGAAGUUAGCCAGAGUGAAGUGCUGCAUUGAAAACAGGGACAGGACCUAUGAGGAUCAAAAUAAACUGAUGGAGUUUGCAAUGGAACAGUGUCAAGAUCCAGAUGUCAAGAACUGGUUGAGAGAAAAUGUAUUCUCUGUGGAGUUCUUCUAUCUUGUUGACAUGUUUAAUUACGUGAAAAAGGAGCUUGAUAAGAAAAAGAAGAAGAUGGACUGUGGGGAAAUCGACAUCAUCUUUGUGGCACAUGGAGGGAUUGAUGGGUUCAUGAUGUCAGCCCGAACUCUGCUUCCUCUGCCCACCAUCAAAGAUGUGCUCCUGUAUUCCCCCUGGAACUGUCUCAUUAAUGGUGGUGUAGCAUAUGGGAUUGCUACAGGAAGCAUACGGCCUUGGCACAGGAUGUUCGUCUGUGCACAAAGAGGCUGUUCAGUUCCUAGCAAUGGCCAUCAGCCCCUCCGCUCGACCUCUGGCUGGAACUCGAUGAGGGCGGCUGCAGGAUUGAUCCCAAAGAUCUCUGUCAGUCCAAUCACAUCAUCAGAGGACGGUGCAUGGAAAAGCUUUGAGUUUCUACAAGCCCAACAUGGUCAACCUGAGAGAAACCGUAUCGUCAUCCCGUUCAUCGUCCCAGGAGCGAUCUCACUGAAAAUCCCGUUCUUUGUCGUCACAUUGGCGCUGGCUCUGGUGCUGUUUUUCUCCAGGUAUCGAGCCACUGUCCAUCUCGCUGCCUGUCUGGGAAGAGAUAAAAACACGUUUUUUGGGCCUGAGAUUUUGGAGCAGUACACCUACACUAUCGACAACACGUUAAUGAAGACCUCACAGGAAAGAAACACAGACACCGACCUGUACAGAGCCAUGAAAAAUCUGUUUGGGUAGAGAUCAUCUGAACACGAUCACAUAGUUUAGACAUAUUUAGCUUGUUUCUUUAAAUAUUAAGUUUUUUGGUGGCUUAGUUUUGAUUCAUUCAGUUUUAUUUUUCUAUACCUGUGUAUUCUUUUAAUACUGUCAUGUAUGGAGGGAGGAUGACGUGACAGAACAUGAACGUCUCAUAUGUCACACUUUGUUUUAUGGACAGAGAAGGUGUGAUCAUGGAAGAACGUGUGUUUCCUUUGAGUUGUUUAUAAAACAUUUGUUUCUGUUUU
Messenger RNA from Larimichthys crocea (large yellow croaker), 2249 nucleotides. RefSeq lists its product as hypothetical. The transcript has 4 exons. Bases 199 to 1983 code for a protein of 594 amino acids. The record is from RefSeq and is a predicted model, not a curated record. NCBI's taxonomy places the organism in Eukaryota, Metazoa, Chordata, Actinopteri, Sciaenidae.